This is a messenger RNA of Sitophilus oryzae (rice weevil), 696 nucleotides long. Its product is annotated as perlucin-like protein. The transcript has 4 exons. Gene Ontology annotation, molecular function: carbohydrate binding. Gene Ontology annotation, biological process: biological process involved in interspecies interaction between organisms. Bases 164 to 655 code for a protein of 163 amino acids. Gene Ontology annotation, cellular component: external side of plasma membrane. NCBI's taxonomy places the organism in Eukaryota, Metazoa, Arthropoda, Insecta, Coleoptera, Curculionidae. The record is from RefSeq and is a predicted model, not a curated record.
GCAUCAAGAAUAUAUACAAAGAUCUGAAAAACCCACUGAACGUGCGAAGCUCUGAACCAAAGCCAGGCCACAGUUGCAUUUGUCGUCUGUCUGCCGCAAUGUGUGACAAAUAUUGUUUUGUUUUGGCUUAUCUGUGGUGAAAACUUUUAGCGCCUAACUAAAUAUGUUUUACAACAAAAUAUUUGUUUUAGCAGUUUAUUAUUUCGCUGCUGUCAACUCCUUGAUAUUUGAAAAUAAUAAUUCCAGUAGUUUGAAUAUUAAAUAUCACGUAUCCAGUGAUGAGCAAAAUUGGUUUCAAGCUCUAAUAAGGUGCCAUAAUGCCGGUAUGGAACUGGCAAGUAUAAGGUCGAAAACGGACUACGACAAUUUAGAUAAAUAUCUGAAAGAAAAUGGAUUUAAAGGAGGAUACUGGCUGUCAGCAACAAAUUUGGGCAACGGAAAUUACUACUGGGCGUCAUCUGGAUCUGCGGUUAUAUAUUCAAACUGGUUGCCUAAUCAGCCGGAUAAUGCUAAAUUAGCUGAGAACAAGUACAAGGGUGAGAAUUGUAUCCAAUGGGGCAUUUACAAUUCAAAUCCGGAGCCAUCCGGUUGGAACGAUAUGCACUGUAAUUACAAAAUAAGAUAUAUUUGUCAGGAAACUGACGUUUGUGAAUAAAGUUUAUAUCGGAGUGUGUUGUAAUAACGCUCAAAAUGUAA